GGGAAAUGAAUUCUCCACCACUAAGCCCAGUGCCCACCUCAGCCCCCACUGUCCAAAACGCCGAGGCUAACUAUCUGCUAAAAGAAGCCUCUUACGAAGGACCUCCCACCUUCCUCUCACUGUAUGUUUCCUACGAUGGCCUCCCUGGCACUCAGACGACAGGCUCCGUUAUAUGGUCUCGGGGUGGCAGCCAUUGUGAUGAUAAUAUUGCCGGCUUCUCUAUUCAUAUGGCCAGCCCACCCAGUGCCCAUUGCCGCGGGGGACCAUCUUGUCGCACACCAAGAUCCUAUCCGGAACGGAACCCUCGGAUUCCAAAAAAUAUUUGCCAUCAACCUUCCCACUCGGUCUGAUAAACGCGACAACCUGAUCCUCGCCUCCGCCUUGAGCAAUAUUCACAUUGAAUUCGUGGAUGGCGUGACGGCCGACGAGGUCAACCCAGCCUCGUAUCCCUAUAACUGGCACACAGAGUUCACACAGACCGAGUACGGCGUGCGACGGGCACACAUCAACGCCAUGGAACGCAUUGUCGAGGAAGGCCUCGGAAGCGCCCUCAUCAUCGAAGACGACGCCGACUGGGACGUCUCGCUAAAGACACAGCUGCAGAGCUUCGCCCACGCAGUCCGCGCCCUGCAAGGAGCCGACGAAGCCAUCUCGCCCUACGGUGACGCCUGGGACGUCCUGUGGAUGGGCCACUGCGGCAUCACCUGUGCCGAGCAAGCGCCUUACUUUAUGGCAGACUCGGAUCCCACCGUCCUGCCGCCGAGCCACUUCCUGCCCUACUGGCGAGACGGCCCGUCCAUCGAGCGAGCAGCCGAUUCCCGCAUCAUCUGCCCGGUGUCGGACGGCGUGUGCAUGCCCUUCUACGCCGUCAGCGCGGUGGGCGCCCGGCGCCUGCUGUCCGCCCUGUCUGUGAGCCCUGCCGACGUCGCCGGCGUGGUCGACAGCGGCGCCCAGAUCGACGUCGCCCUCGGCCGCAUCUGUGGCAGCGGCUUCCUGCGCUGUUUCGCCCCGUAUCCCUCGCUCACGGGCGGUUACCGGGCUGCCGGACCGGAGAAUAAAGGGUCUGAUAUCCACCAGGCCGACGCCGUGGGGAAGGUCGAGAUCAAACCGGCCUGGAGCUGGGGGGUUAUGUAUAGCGUCAUGAUGAAUGUGCACCGUCUGCUGUACGGCGACGGCACGGUCCAUGCCAACUGGGAGGAUCUCCCUGUGCUGGAUGUUGAUCCUCACUCGAUUCCUGUUGUGGGGGGUCAACAGUUUAGAGUAUAGUAGAACAUAGAUCUUAAUAUUAUGGUGAAUGAUAGGUCACAGUAAUAAACAUUUUCCUUUUAUGCCCUUUGAUGUCCUUUAGCCAUUGCAUCAAAUCUUGGAG
Messenger RNA from Penicilliopsis zonata CBS 506.65, 1369 nucleotides. RefSeq lists its product as hypothetical. Bases 124 to 1266 code for a protein of 380 amino acids. The transcript has 5 exons. Lineage: Eukaryota; Fungi; Ascomycota; Eurotiomycetes; Eurotiales; Aspergillaceae. The record is from RefSeq and is a predicted model, not a curated record.